AUGGAUACUAAAAUAUCAGAACUAGUGGAACACAUAGCACAGACUGAACACGAGAUCAAUUGGAAGUCAACAGAAAGAAUUGCACCAUUCGGGGACAAUACAAAGAAUCGGAAGAUUAUGGAGGCCAUUGACAUCCUUGGGGAGACAAAUCUAAUGAAAAGGAGAUUUGAGGAAGGUAGAGUUAGCGAUAACUUUGCCUACUGCCUUAGCAAACUCAGGGAAAACAAGAAUGGAGCAAGACCAACCGAAAGGAGACGCCUGGAUCAAGGAUCUAUUGCUGACUGGAGAAAAAGGGAUUGUGAUGACGAAAGUGUGGGGCAGGGGUAUUCGGCAAUUAAACGAAGAUGUUUUCAGUGUGUGAUGCCCAUUUUAAAUAAACCAGUACAACUUUGGGGGCCUGGCAGUCAGGGAGCUGGGCAGACGGAUAAGCAGACCGUCACGGAAAUUCGGCGUUAUGCCCAAAAUGCACUAGAAAUCCACUUUAGAUGCCGCAUGCGACCAGAGAUAGGCGCCCACAGUUUGCUCAGAUAA
Protopolystoma xenopodis is the source of this 531-nucleotide messenger RNA. Lineage: Eukaryota; Metazoa; Platyhelminthes; Monogenea; Polystomatidea; Polystomatidae. The record is from the annotation of a GenBank genome assembly.